Girardinichthys multiradiatus is the source of this 3002-nucleotide messenger RNA. Its product is annotated as reticulophagy regulator 3-like. Gene Ontology annotation, biological process: reticulophagy. NCBI's taxonomy places the organism in Eukaryota, Metazoa, Chordata, Actinopteri, Cyprinodontiformes, Goodeidae. The coding region runs from base 156 to 1652 and encodes 498 amino acids. The transcript is spliced from 10 exons. The record is from RefSeq and is a predicted model, not a curated record.
CGCAGUUGUUUCUGUGGAUUCUAAUUGGCCAGCUUUGCAGUGGGAAAAACAGGACACGCCAUAUUGACAGUUUUUGAAGAGAUUGCUACAUUUCUCCGGGAAAAUGACUAAAUAGGAGUUUUUUUUUUUUUUUUGUAUCAACGGCAGACUCUAAGAUGGUGCACACCGGGGCUACGGAAGUGACCUCCGUGGAGGAUUGCUCCUCCAAUCAGGGGUCUAGUGUCUGCCUGCGGAGUCGGUUGUGCUCCAGUGACAGAGACUGUCAGGUGCGGGCUUUCAGGGUGGCUCUUCUGUCCAAUCUGGGGCCCUACGAACCCCUUCUGACCUACCUGCAGUCUGUUCUGGUGUGGGAAAGACCUUUUCACAGUGUCCUCCUGUACAUUGUUGUCAACAUUGCGUUCUGGUUCUUUGCUCUGACGUCACUGCGUUUGCUGUUCCUGCUGGCUACUGGCCUGGCGGUGCUUGUAUUUGCAGAUACCUGGAGGAAUAAGAUCUGGCCAGUAAUUAGAGUCAGAAAGUUGGACGACUCAGAAAAUGAGAGCUGGGGACUGGUGCAGCCUGGCGUCCUCAGUGUGCCUGAACUGUGCCACCACUUAGCAGAGGCCUGGGUCAGUGCAUCAGUUUUCAAAUCCAGCAUGGUGCAAUACAAACGGCAAAACCCUGGCAAUUUCUGCAUCCUGAUCUGUGGAGUUUUCUCCUGUUUGGCUAUGAUUGGAUACUACAUUCCUGGAUUGGUGCUGUUUUACUCUGCAUUGUUGGCCACUCUCUUCACUCCGCUGGCUGCCUAUCACCGGGUUUUACAGCAUGUGUAUGUCAAGCUGGAGCCAGUCCUGCAGUGGCUAGACUUCAGUGUUCGUGGAUACAUGAUGUCAAAGCCCAUUGAUAAUCAAUUCCUGCGAAGACCCAUACGAGGUGCAGCCUCAGAUGACGCGAGUGACAGUGAGGAAGAGUUGGCUGCGUUUUGCCCAACAUUUGAUGAUGCUGUUGCUGCUAAGGAACUUUCACUGACCGACUCAGAGCACUCUGAUGCUGAGGUGUCCUACACUGACAAUGGAACCUUUAAUCUUUCAAGGGGUCAGACCCCACUCACAGAGGGCUCUGAAGAUCUUGACAGACACAGUGAUGCAGAGGAAUCUUUUGCUCAAGAUCUUCCAGACUUCCCGUCCAUAAAUCCUGAUGCCACUUUGAUGGAUGAUGACGAUGACACAAGCAUUGGGCUACCUAGUCUAGGCCUAUCUGGCCCAAUGAGUCACCGUGCUUCAGUGCUAGACGUGGAUGCACAUCUGGACUCCGACCAGGAGGAUCUGGAUGGAGAACUAUCCCUCAGCGGCUUCCUGCCCGCCUCGGAUUUCAGUGGGGAGUUAGCCGGAGCCAUUGCUAGCAACAUGAUCCAAGCGGCGCUAGCCGGGGCCAUGCAGCCUCAGCCUCCUGCCAUCCAGCGUAGACAAGCCCACCCCAGAGCCAUGUCCCACAGAAGCUACCGCAAACAGUCCAGCUCUGAGUUUGACACAGACUUGGAUGCAGAAGACUUUGAAAUGCUGGAUCAGUCUGAACUGAACCAGAUGGAUCCAUUUAGAGGAGGAGGGGGUGCAAGACGAGGCGAAAGUCAAGGUCCUAAUUUCUUAUCGAGCUUGCUCGGUAAGCCACAGUGAAAAGUGUGCUGUUGUGUGUGCGUCUUGAUAGGCCGUGUCUAAAAUGUUGACCAGCGUGGGAGACAACUUUAGGUUCUAGCUGCCCUGUUUGUGGUAGGCAACAACUCACUGUGAAGUAUUUCAUAUUUUUCCUGUUCAACUUUGAUCAGUGAGGACUAUUUUUCAUUAUAGGCUGAGCAAUAGGAAAUACAACAGCUAAAUAAAACAAGUUGAGACAUUUGAUAAAACAGCAUUGUCAAAGUCAAAAAUGACACUAUCAAAACUUCCAGGAGAGCCCAUUACAUUUUUUCUACUUUUCAAUCAAGAAAAACAGGGCUAUACAACACAGGACCAAAUAUGACAUUCCUGUUGCUUAAACUGUGCCAUGUUUAACACUGACAUUUUGGACACCAUUUAAUCUUAAUGUUCUUUCAGUUAUUGCAAUAGUCUAUCUUUCAAGAGACAUAAUUUCAUUGUAGUUUCUUAACAUGACAUGAUUACAGGAGGUGAAUUUGUUUGAUGUUGCAGGUUCUCGGAGCUUCAUUUAAGUAUUUCAAAUUGUUUUUCUUUUUUGCUGAUGCAUAUGAACACAUUUUCAUCAAAUGUUUUUAGGGGAGGCGGAAUUAUUUUAUCCCACAUUACAGUGUUAGCUGAGGCUGAGAAGCACUGCUAUGUUUUAUUCGUUCUAGUUACGAACUUUUGUCCCAGGGCUUGAAGAUAGUCACUGUUCUUGUGUGAAUAUGUUCACAACUGUUUUCAUUUUCCUGCCCUCUUAGUGCCCUUGUUUAAUACCUGACACAACCCAUCUGAAAAUAAUUUACACCAUGUCUUUGUAUUUUAAUUUGGAACCUUGUUUACAUCAAAAUUGUAUAAAAGUUGACCUCAUAUUUAAAAAAAAAAACGUUUGGUACCUAAAGGUUUAAAGUGAUUUUUUAUAACGGUCUGUGAUUUGUCUGUAUGUUGGAGAAAAUAUGGCACUUUAAACUUGAAUCAUUCACAGGGAUUAAUUGAAUCCUAAUCUUAAAUUUUGUUUUAAUGGGUAAAAACAUUAAUUGCUGUUUCUUUUUUUUAUUGUUUUAAUCCUGCGGAAACGUUUAGCACAAUUUGGGAAAAAACAAAACAAAACCGCUGGAUCCUCAUUUAUGAAACUGAAGAAGAAAAAUGAUGCACCGAUGGGUAGCUAGGGUGUCUUUUGGCUUGUUAGACUUGGGUUUUAAUGUUUCUCAAAGCUGCUCCAUUAAAGGUAAAUCGUCAAUUUAAAGUGUUCUCUAAUUGCUAAUUUAAUGUGCAUAGUAUUGUAUUUUCUUCUCCAUAUCUGGUUUUGAUAUAUUUUGAAGUGCAAAAAACAAUGAAUAAAAUGUUUGGAAUUAA